AUGGUAUACGCAUACGCGCGCGUAUCCGUAAAUUACGCUACGGUGCGGAGCACUAGUGGGAAGAGCAUCGCGGGUCCGUUUGAAGGGCACACAGACCAGAUCAACUCAGUUGCAUGUGCGCCCAACGGGAAACACAUAGUCUCUGGCUCUUGUGAUAACACUGUUUGUGUCUGGGAUGUCAAAAGCGGCAACGUCGUUGCGGGUCCCUUUGAAGGGCAUAGCGAUGCAGUCAUGUCGGUCGCAUUCUCACCCGACGGGAGGCAGGUCGCCUUCGGAUCCGGUGAUCUCACUAUUCGGAUUUGGACCUUUGAAGCUGAGCCACUGGAACAACCCUCGGGUAACCCGAGAGCGACAAACGAAACCAGUCUUGCAACACUGCCUGACGGCAAUUUCGGGUCCAAUUGGACAAUGUCCGAGGACGGCUGGAUCCUGGGCAAAGGUGGAGAAUUGCUCACAUGGAUUCCACCUGAUCUUCGGCAGACACUUUUACCUCCUUAUUGCAAAACUGUAUUCGGUUGGCAGUUUGCAACCAGAUUGGACUUGGCAGCUUCACCACUGGGAGAAAACUGGACCAGAGGUUAUUAG
Messenger RNA from Fomitiporia mediterranea MF3/22, 585 nucleotides. RefSeq names its product WD40 repeat-like protein. Gene Ontology annotation, molecular function: protein binding. Lineage: Eukaryota; Fungi; Basidiomycota; Agaricomycetes; Hymenochaetales; Hymenochaetaceae. The transcript is spliced from 3 exons. Bases 1 to 585 code for a protein of 194 amino acids. The record is from RefSeq and is a predicted model, not a curated record.